UUCGGUUUUUAAUCAAGUGAGUCGCCUUGCCACACACACAUCUGUCGAUUGCCCUCUCUCUCUCUCUCAAACAUCCGUCUCCGUCGUUCUCUGAUCAUCGGCUCCAAUUCCCGUCACCCUCAGCCUUUGAAUCCUCCAUCUUCGUAUCCAUUUCCAGAGUUUUCUCUCGCUCCAUCCACGGUGGGAGAGCACCAGUCUCGACGAACCUAAUCCGUCGCACUCUUCUCUCACAGAACAGAACAGACGACUGGUGUGGUCAAGAUUUGAAGCUAGUAAUCUGAAAAGUUCCAGAGAUUCUACUUCCCGACGAAGCCCCUCAUCUUCUCGGCAGAAAUUUCUAUCAAGUUUCCAACUUUUCUGUGCCUUUGUUUGCUCUUAAGCAGAGAUGAGCAAGAGACCGCCGCCCGAUCCUGUAGCUGUUCUCAGAGGACAUCGUCAUUCUGUCAUGGACGUGUCUUUUCACCCAUCCAGAUCUUUGCUUUUCUCUGGUUCUGCUGAUGGAGAGCUGCGGAUUUGGGAUACGUUUCAGAACCGUACUGUUUCUUCUGCAUGGGCGCAUAGUAGAGCACAUGGAGUUUUAGCUGUAGCAUCUAGUCCAUGUUUAGGAGAAAACAAGGUUAUCAGCCAAGGGAGGGAUGGAACUGUUAAGUUGUGGGAUAUUGAAGAAGGCGGUCUAUCAAGGAGCCCAUUACUCAAAUUCAACACAAACACAUAUCACUUUUGCAAGUUUUCCCUUGUUAAGAAGCCUAGGAUUUGCCAGGAAGAAGAUCAAGACUAUUCCGAGAGUUACAAAGAACAGGAUGAUGGAGAAACUGUCAAUGCUCAAUCUACGGAUGGUAGUGAAGGAGAGACAACAGGGAGACCUGUGGAGAGUUCUAGUUCAUUGCAGGAUGAAAGCUCUAAUGAAGGUGUCACCUAUGUAGCUGUUGCUGGGGAGCAGCCCACUCAGGUAGAGGUGUGGGAUCUGCAUACUGGAGAUAAGCUCAUGCAACUUCCUGAAGCUAGCUCCACUGGAUUCUUAGGCAAUUCCCCAAAAGGAAGAGGCUUUCUAGCUGCAGCCUCGGGAUCAAAUUUUUUAAAUUCUUCAUUUGUGGGGCAAAUUCGAGGGAUGUGCAUGGCCGUUCAAUUGUUUUUCCCAUCUGAAUCACAGGGUUUCUUAAAUAUCUUGGCUGGUUAUGAGGAUGGUUCCAUGCUGCUCUGGGAUAUCCGCAAUGCUAAGGUUCCUCUAACGACUGUGAAGUUUCACUCGGAACCAGUUCUAAGCCUUUGCACCUCACCGUCGUGCGAUGGGGGAAUUUCAGGGGGGGCCGACGACAAAGUCGUGAUGUACAAUCUGAAUCAUUCAACAGGUUCUUGCACAUUGAGGAAAGAGAUUAUUUUGGAAAGACCUGGCAUAUCAGGCACCUCAAUCCGACCUGACGGAAAAAUUGCUGCCACUGCCGGUUGGGAUCACAGAAUAAGGGUGUAUAAUUAUCGCAAAGGAAAUGCUCUGGCGAUUCUGAAAUACCACCGUGCAACGAACUCAGGACGAGGCAAGGGAAGUGACGGUUUGCUCCAUCUCUGUCUCCUCGUCUCAACUCCCUCUUUCCUCGGCCGGGUGGAAAUCCGAGGCUCAGGUCUCGAUCCUUACGAGAUCGAUCUAAUGCUACCAAAAACAACUCGGAGAGAACGUGUUUUGCAGUUUUCCGCUAUCUGAAACGCGGCGUUUUCUGUUUAAUGCGUUUUGCAGUGUAACGCGGUGGCGUAUUCACAGGGAUGUAAGUUAAUGGCGUCUGCGUCUGAAGACGCAAACGUAGCUCUCUGGCAGCUCUAUCCUCCACAAA
Molecule: messenger RNA, 1823 nt
Organism: Tarenaya hassleriana
Lineage: Eukaryota; Viridiplantae; Streptophyta; Magnoliopsida; Brassicales; Cleomaceae
Product: protein DECREASED SIZE EXCLUSION LIMIT 1
Exons: 16
Coding region: 386-1696 (436 amino acids)
Molecular function (GO): protein binding
Source: RefSeq, a predicted model, not a curated record